AUGAAGAGAGAACUUUAUUUACUCGUCACUUUCCUGGUGAAUGUUCAACCUCUAGUGGAGUUUACGAACAUCAAAUGUGAUGCAGUGGACCCCAAUUUCUGCAAUUUCGAAUAUUGCUAUCUGAAGUCUGUGAAUCGAACCUACAAAUAUUAUUCGCUAAAAGCGAAUCUUUUUAAAAUCCCAGUAACCAAGAUUAAGGUGAACUUUGCCAUUUAUAAGUUUGCCAAUGGCUACAAGCCCUUUCUCUACAAUGUUACUGUUGAUGGAUGCAAGUUCCUAAGAAAUCCAAAAUCCAACCCCAUUGCUGGCUACGUCUAUGGUUUCUUCAAGGAUCGUUCCAAUGUAAACCACUCUUGCCCCUAUGACCAUGACAUUGUGAUGGAUAAGCUGUCAACUCAGUUUUUUAAUGACCGAGUGACUAAAAUUCUGCCUUUUCCGGAGGGAAAGUACUUGUUCCAAAUGAACUGGAUGGCCUCUAACACUAUCAGAGCUGUGUUUAAGCUAUACAUCCAAAAGUCGUGACUAAUAUUUCAUACAUAUAUUAUUGUAAACUAUCUUAG
Messenger RNA from Drosophila eugracilis, 560 nucleotides. RefSeq lists its product as uncharacterized. The coding region runs from base 1 to 522 and encodes 173 amino acids. The transcript is spliced from 4 exons. The record is from RefSeq and is a predicted model, not a curated record. Lineage: Eukaryota; Metazoa; Arthropoda; Insecta; Diptera; Drosophilidae.